Penicillium coprophilum is the source of this 306-nucleotide messenger RNA. RefSeq lists its product as uncharacterized. The record is from RefSeq and is a predicted model, not a curated record. Lineage: Eukaryota; Fungi; Ascomycota; Eurotiomycetes; Eurotiales; Aspergillaceae. The transcript is spliced from 5 exons. The annotation marks the transcript as partial.
GCUAAGGGAUCUACCCCUCGACCCACUAGCUAUAUCGAAGAACGAUCUAGUCAAAAACGAGAUAAAAUUUUGAUCUAUACUAAGAGAGCCCAGGAUAUUAAAUCUAUAUUAAAUAGCCCUAAAGAGACAACAGAGGAGUUAGCUAAGUUUCGGACCGGAUAUAGUCUUACUCCUUUGAAUAGAAAGCCGGUUACGAUUCGACAGAAAUUGUUCAAAAUCCUCACUGACACUUAUCAGAAAUAUAAGUAUGGUGGCCAAGAUAAGGUUUCUAAGGAAUUAGUCGCCCGCUUUGUCAAGCUUUACUAG